AUGGCUUCUGUUGCUGCUGCGCCUGCCGCGGCCAUGGUGUCUGGUAGACACGAUAAUGAGCUCAGGCACGAUAUCAACAAGUUGAGGACUUUUGAACAACAAUAUCCACAACCUCAAGGACAAAACAAUGUGCAAGUACGAAGUACGGAGGUUCCAGCAGGUUACAAAGGAGAGAUCCCUACAACACAAGAUGGUGAACAUGUGAUCUGGGUCAAGAAGGUCUAUACAACAAGGGAGUACUACGAUCCUCCUGAUGAGUAUGAGCCUGAGGAGCUGAAUGAAUUUGGGUUCCGAAAGGAGCGUGACGUGUCAUUGUAUCUAAAUCGUCGUUACCCAUAA
This is a messenger RNA of Lobosporangium transversale, 339 nucleotides long. RefSeq lists its product as hypothetical. The transcript has a single exon. The record is from RefSeq and is a predicted model, not a curated record. NCBI's taxonomy places the organism in Eukaryota, Fungi, Mortierellomycota, Mortierellomycetes, Mortierellales, Mortierellaceae. Bases 1 to 339 code for a protein of 112 amino acids.